UGCGCUUCAUGCGGUGAUCCUGUCGAACCCUAAGUCGUGGUAGGAAGAGACGGUCAGAUUAUAACUCCAUAGCGAGGAUAAGACACGGCGUUGGGGUUUCCAUUUCUCUUGCUUCGGAAGGAGAGUUGGGUUGGAAGCCCGCCGACAUCGAUGGCCGUCUCCUCCACCAUUUACCCGGCUUACUUCGUCUCCGCCGCCGCCGGAGACCGCCGUGCUUCCGACUCCGGUGCCCAUCCUCGCCCCGAGAAGCUGGGCUCCUCCUCCUUUCUCCUCGGCGGCGCACCUCGCUUCUCCGGCCUCUCUUCCGCUACGAUCCUGCGGUUCCCCCCUAACUUCGUGCGCCAGCUGAGCACCAAGGCGCGUCGGAACUGCAGCAACAUCGGUGUUGCGCAGAUCGUGGCGGCUUCGUGGUCGAACAGCUCGCAGUCUUUCGAGGCCCCACGGUCCGCGGUCUCCGCGGACGCCGUUGUGGCUCCCGAGGUCGCGGCGGAGGACGCCAACCUCGGUGCCGGUGGUGGGUCUGAGAGUAGGUUUGUAGAGUCGCCGGUGGGGGAAGCGAAGGUUUCCGCCGCCGUUGCAAAGGCUGCAGCGUCGCUAAGCUCCGACGGGAGUCUCGCGGUUCAUGCUGGUGAGAGAUUUGGGCGAGGCAUAACCACAGAUGCUAUUACCACCCCGGUUGUUAAUACCUCUGCUUACUGGUUUAACAACUCGGAUGAGCUGAUUGAUUUCAAGGAAAAGAGGCAUGCUAGUUUUGAGUAUGGUAGAUAUGGAAACCCUACUACACAGGCAUUGGAGGAGAAGAUGAGUGCCCUGGAAAGAGCUGAAUCCACAUUGUUUGUGUCAUCUGGCAUGUAUGCCAGUGUGGCUAUGCUGUCAUCUCUGGUUCCUGCUGGUGGGCAUAUUGUGAUCACUACCGACUGUUAUAGGAAGACAAGAAUCUUCAUCGAAAAUGAGCUUCCCAAAAUGGGAAUUUCGGUCACUGUCAUUGAUCCUGCUGACAUUGAGUCUCUAAAAAUUUCACUGGAUCAAAAUAAUGUAUCUCUUUUCUUUUCAGAAUCUCCAACUAAUCCAUUCCUCCGAUGUGUUGAUAUUGAGUUGGUUUCACAACUUUGCCACAACAAAGGUGUCCUGGUUUGCAUAGAUGGUACUUUUGCAUCACCUGUCAAUCAGAAGGCAUUAACUCUGGGAGCUGAUCUAGUUUUACAUUCUGCUACAAAGUUUAUUGGUGGUCACAAUGAUGUUCUUGGUGGUUGCAUCAGUGGUUCAGAGGAACUUAUCUCCAAAAUUAGCCUGCAUCAUCACGUUAUUGGUGGUGUUCUCAAUCCUAAUGCCGCAUAUAUGAUUCUUCGGGGCAUGAAGACGCUGCAUCUUCGUGUACAGAAUCAGAAUAGUACAGCACUAAGGAUGGCCCAAUUUUUAGAGGAACAUCCCAAGAUAAUUCGUGUCUAUUAUCCAGGCCUGCCAAGUCAUCCAGAGCAUCACAUUGCCAAGCGUCAAAUGACUGGUUUUGGUGGUGUUGUCAGUUUUGAGGUGGCUGGAGACUUGAACACCACGAAGAAAUUUGUUGAUUCUUUAAAGAUACCUUACAUUGCCCCUUCAUUUGGAGGCUGUGAGAGUAUAGUAGACCAACCUGCCAUCAUGUCUUACUGGGACCUUAGCGGAUCGGAAAGAGUAGCCAAAUAUGGUAUCAAGGACAAUCUGGUCAGGUUCAGUUUUGGGGUUGAGGGUUUUGAGGAUCUGAAGGCUGAUAUCCUUCAGGCCUUGGAAAAGAUCUAAUUCGCAUUAUUGUAUUGUGUUGUGAACCUGAUCAAGCCAUAUGUGUGCUUUGCUUACAUUAGUCCCCUAAAUACUAUUUGAGCUUGAGCUAGACUAGUCAUGAAGAUGAACAGCAAUUUGCUAUGUGUCUACUUCUAUUUUUCAUGCUUCGACAUAAUAUCUUGCUAAUGAAUUACUAGUAUGCAGUAUCA
Musa acuminata AAA Group (dessert banana) is the source of this 1967-nucleotide messenger RNA. Its product is annotated as cystathionine gamma-synthase 1, chloroplastic. Lineage: Eukaryota; Viridiplantae; Streptophyta; Magnoliopsida; Zingiberales; Musaceae. The coding region runs from base 151 to 1776 and encodes 541 amino acids. Gene Ontology annotation, molecular function: pyridoxal phosphate binding; cystathionine gamma-synthase activity. The record is from RefSeq and is a predicted model, not a curated record. Gene Ontology annotation, cellular component: chloroplast. The transcript is spliced from 11 exons. Gene Ontology annotation, biological process: transsulfuration.